GCAGUUUGCGUCUCAGAGGUCGAGCACAUUUCUCGGCGGUCUAUACCGCUGGUUUUCAACACAGUGACGUUAAUGAAUGAAGUUGCACUCGCGCACACUUUAGACGAACACACCUUGCCACAGAGAGAAACUGGGUGACUGUGGCUUUAUUCUGUUCACAACAUAACACAAGGACGUCAUCUUAUCUAAGGUGCAUAGACCAGGACAGAGAUGGCUGGAAUUCUGUUUGAAGAUAUCUUUGAUGUAAAGGACAUUGAUCCGGAUGGCAAGAAGUUUGACAGAGUAUCUCGUCUGCAUUGUGAAAGUGAAUCUUUUAAGAUGGACCUUAUCUUGGAUGUGAACAUUCAAAUCUAUCCGGUUGAUCUUGGUGACAAGUUCAGGCUGGUUAUUGCCAGCACGUUAUAUGAAGAUGGAACGCCAGACGACGGAGAGUACAAUCCUCAGGAUGACCGACCGUCUCGAGCGGACCAGUUUGAUUAUGUGAUGUAUGGAAAGGUUUACAAGAUUGAGGGCGACGAGACUUCAACAGAAGCAGCAACGCGCCUCUCUGCCUAUGUGUCUUUUGGUGGCCUCCUCAUGAGGCUCCAAGGAGAUGCCAACAACCUUCACGGCUUUGAGGUGGACGCCAGGGUCUACCUCCUCAUGAAGAAACUGGCCUUCUAAAGAUCAACUCUGCUUGCCCACUCCACUGGUUCUUCAAGUGCCACAGUCAACUUUUAAAGUCACAAUGAACUGUACACUGAACAUUCGUAUUCUCAAGUCUGCAGCACGUGACCAUCAUCCAUGUAGAGGCCGAAGAAAACAUUGCGUUUUUUACUCUUUUAGUUAUAAAAUGUUUCCUUCAAGGAGAUGGACUACAGAUUACAGACUGUGACACUUAAUAACGACUGCAACCUCCAUCUGCUGGCAAACUGUAAAUAAAGAUUUCUUUUAUACAUAA
Cyclopterus lumpus (lumpfish) is the source of this 940-nucleotide messenger RNA. RefSeq names its product info polymerase (RNA) II (DNA directed) polypeptide H (gene polr2h). Gene Ontology annotation, molecular function: DNA-directed RNA polymerase activity. The record is from RefSeq and is a predicted model, not a curated record. Gene Ontology annotation, cellular component: RNA polymerase III complex; RNA polymerase I complex; RNA polymerase II, core complex. NCBI's taxonomy places the organism in Eukaryota, Metazoa, Chordata, Actinopteri, Perciformes, Cyclopteridae. Gene Ontology annotation, biological process: DNA-templated transcription. The transcript has 6 exons. The coding region runs from base 211 to 663 and encodes 150 amino acids.